Messenger RNA from Trichoplusia ni (cabbage looper), 1235 nucleotides. RefSeq lists its product as uncharacterized. The record is from RefSeq and is a predicted model, not a curated record. Bases 51 to 1142 code for a protein of 363 amino acids. The transcript is spliced from 3 exons. NCBI's taxonomy places the organism in Eukaryota, Metazoa, Arthropoda, Insecta, Lepidoptera, Noctuidae.
ACUUGUUUUAAAAGUGCCACUGUCAUGUCACACGGUCAUGUCACGAAACGAUGUUACGAUACUUUUAUUUACUAAGUUUGUUAUUAUGUAUCGAGUUAUCAAUUUCUUAUAAUUAUUUAGACGAACUUACAGAACGAAAUCUAAAUAAAUUUGGGCGUAAUGUGAGGAGAGACAGAGAGAGAAAGGUGAGACGGUCAAAAGAACGGAAGAGUCUGAUACGUCAGGAGUAUGAUUAUGACAGGAGUCCAGUGGAGUUUGAUGUGGCAAGUUUUAUACAACCGGAGGAAGAGGCCGUUGAAGAUGACGAAUCAUUUAGACACCGCAAUAAGAAAAGGCGACGUACCUCAAAAAGUUUCGAUUAUGGUGCCAUGAUCGGUUUUAAUGUUGACGAGGGUAAUAGAAAAAGGGAGAAAAGCCCUGACUACCUAAACAUCGGUGACAGUAAUCCAGAUUUGAACAUGAACCCGCCACUAUUCAAGGACGCAAUCAAUCCAAAACAUGUGAAUUAUAACUCGUUAGAUGACUUGCACAGUGAAAAGUAUGGACAUGAGAAAUUUAGAAACAUUUAUAAAGAUGAUCUACUAAUGGACCAAAAUGUAGUGCAUAAUCAUGAAAAGAAAUGUACACUCAAACAUAUAAAGUUCCCGUUUUUUUCCCAUAACAAAUCAGAGAUCACGAAGCCGAAGAGAAAUAAAAAGAGAAAACUCUUUUGCUUCAAUUGUCCAAAGAAGGACGAGCAUCGUCUCAAAAUUCCGGAUUUCAACAAGAUAAGUGAAGACCCAGUGAUACAGUUCAAGGUCAAGAGGUCUUAUGAACAGAAGCUGUGUCCGUCUUGCAGGAAGUUGUUCGUGAGUGGCAUGGACCCAAACGAGAGACGCAAGAAAACACCGAAACGAAUCAUACACAACAGUAGACAGUACUAUCAAACAAAUUUUCCUGAAGUGAGAUUAAAAGAAGAUGUAAAAAGUAUAAGAAAGAACGUUGCAUUUUCAGAAGGUGCUGCUUUAGACGACGGAGACAGAAAGAGAAGAGGCGUGGAGGCUGAUAGAGAGAGGCAAUUGAAAGAGUUAGAGGCGGUUCAGAGGAAAGUAGAUAGUGUGGAAGUCGUUGUUCCUACGUUCGACAAGCCAUCCGAAACGUAGUAAAGAAUAGUCUUAAAGUAAUGUAUUGUUUAAAAUGUAUGCUUAUUUUAGAGUAGAAGAAUUUACAUUAUAAUAAAUAUUAUAUUUUGUAUA